AUGGAGGAGGGUCAGUCCUCCUCCACUAACCUACCGGCGGGAUCUGCAAGCCGGUCAUCUUCUCCCACCACUUCUUGGUGUCGUUUCUUUAAGGAAGCAGCACCUGAGUUUCAGAAUCUUAAGUUCCAUAGUCAUGUCCGUGGAAAGAAAGUCUCGAUUACAAGAAAAGAUGUGGUUGAUGAGAUCCAAUAUUGGUCCUCUUCUGUAGUAGGUUAUGUGAUGGGUAAGAAACCUUACUAUCAUUAUUUUAAAUCAUAUGUGGAGAAGAGGUGGUCCAAGAAUUUUAAAUUGAUGUAUUUGAAGGAUGGAUUCUUCUUGGUUCAUUUUCAUGAUAAGACUGAUGUUAAUAAGGUGUUGUCUAGAAUCCAUACAUUCGAAGGAAAACCUAUAAUCCUUAAGCGUUGGAGUAAAAAUGUUAACUUGGAGAAAGAGGUCUUGGAAUUGGUUCCUAUUUGGAUUCGUAUUUAUGAUCUUCCUAUUCAUUGUAGAAAGGCACAUGUGGUGUCUAUGGUAUGUUCUUUCUUUGCCAAGCUAAUAGACAUGGAUGAUUUAGAACUUAAUCAAGACAAAGGAAGAUAUUUGCGAGUGAUGGUGGAGGUGGAUGUUAAGGAAGAGUUACCUAACUCAAUGGUGGUGGAUAUUCAUGGUAUUGACUGUGAGAUUACGUUGGAGUAUGAGUAG
Cornus florida is the source of this 681-nucleotide messenger RNA. RefSeq lists its product as uncharacterized. The transcript has a single exon. NCBI's taxonomy places the organism in Eukaryota, Viridiplantae, Streptophyta, Magnoliopsida, Cornales, Cornaceae. Bases 1 to 681 code for a protein of 226 amino acids. The record is from RefSeq and is a predicted model, not a curated record.